AUGCGAUAUGCCACUCACCUCAUCGGCUCACUCCAGAACGUCUUGUACAGCAACAUGACAAUCCAGAUUGUAUAUGCCGGAGACGAGGACUUGCCAUCAGCAGACCGCGAGAAGCUGCAGUCCCGCUUCAAGGGGAUCGAAUUCCUGGACGUUCUAAGCGUCGUCGACGAUACGACUCUGCAGCUCGUCAAGGGAGGAUGGGCAAUCAAAGCCUUUGCGGCUCUGUAUGCGCCGUUUGAAGAGGUCAUUCUCUCAGAUGCGGAUUCGGUCUUCGUCCAGGUCCCGGAGACGCUUUUCUUAGACCCGUCAUAUGAGCAGACAGGGGCACUUCUUUUCCACGAUCGACUACUUUGGCAGCACUCAUUCGCCGACCGUCACGAGUGGUGGAAGUUGCAGAUUCACGAACCUAGCGCCACGCUAAAUAAGUCACUUGUCUGGACCGAGGACUACGCCGAAGAGGGCGAUUCGGGUGUAGUCGUUAUUGAUAAGUCGCGUCUGGAUGUGCUGAUGGGUCUGCUCCACGUAGCUUGGCAGAACACAUACGAUGUGCGCGAAGAAGUCAGCUACAAAAUUACGUACGGCGACAAGGAGACUUGGUGGUUUGGACUCGAGCUCAGCGGGGCAACUUAUGCCUUCGAGAAGCACUAUGGCUCCAUGGUUGGUUGGUUCAAGGACAAGGUCAACGACUCAAUCGAGAGAAUCUGCAGCUUCGUGAUAGGACACGUUGAUUUGCGAGACGAUCUCAUUUGGUACAAUGGAGGGCUUUUGAAGAACAAAAAGGUUGACCCAAAAGAAUUCGGGCUUCCGACUCAUACCCUGGUCGACGGAACGUGGGAGAAGGGUGGGGACCGAACCCAGAUGAGCUGCAUGGUUGGGCACAACGUCAAACCCCUGAGUAAGGACGCAGAGUGGAUUUUAAAUGGCUCCAUCGCAUUGGCACAAGAGCUGGACAAGGAGUUUGGCUUCAUUUAG
This is a messenger RNA of Colletotrichum lupini, 972 nucleotides long. RefSeq lists its product as uncharacterized. Gene Ontology annotation, molecular function: alpha-1,3-mannosyltransferase activity. Bases 1 to 972 code for a protein of 323 amino acids. The transcript has a single exon. Gene Ontology annotation, cellular component: Golgi apparatus. Lineage: Eukaryota; Fungi; Ascomycota; Sordariomycetes; Glomerellales; Glomerellaceae. The record is from RefSeq and is a predicted model, not a curated record. Gene Ontology annotation, biological process: protein O-linked glycosylation.